This is a messenger RNA of Pyricularia oryzae 70-15, 1092 nucleotides long. RefSeq lists its product as uncharacterized. NCBI's taxonomy places the organism in Eukaryota, Fungi, Ascomycota, Sordariomycetes, Magnaporthales, Pyriculariaceae. Bases 1 to 1092 code for a protein of 363 amino acids. The transcript is spliced from 3 exons. The record is from RefSeq and is a predicted model, not a curated record.
AUGACGACAGUGACCUACGACAACGACAACGUCGUGACACUUCCGCGGUGGACAACUUCUACCAACCUCGGAACCCUGACGCGGGUCUCGUUCCCGCCAGAGUGUCUCAAGGACCUAGCACGCUUCAACCAUCCGGCAACGGCACUCGGACCCCCACACGCCUACAUCACCCAAGGAUGCGCUCUCAACAAGUGUUGCCCGCCGGGCGGAGCAUACACUGAGGAUUGGGCGUACGUGACGAGCUACCACUCCCCGGGAGUUUGUCCAUCAGAGUACAAGAGGUGCGACUUUCAGGGCACACAUCCGGCCUUUAAGACGGCCACCGACGAGAUUGUGCGAUUUUGCUGCCCGAGCAACUACGCAUGCCCCGCAGUGACGGGCGACCUGAUAAAACCCUGCGAGAGCAUCGCCACGACGCGCCAGCUCGUCAUCACCGUGUACGACGACGUGGAGGCGCAGAAGCCCAUCGCCACCACGACCAUCGACGGCGUGGGCGGCGGGCCGCGCGCCGCCGAGACCACGGGCGUCAUCAACGUCGCGUACCCGAUCCAGGUGCGCUUCAAGCAGGGCGAGGACGCCGCGCUGGUGCUCGGCGGCCGCGUGCUGCCCACGGUCGGGAGCGCGACCCUGCUCGUGGCGUCGGCGACGCCCUCGCCAGGCGGCAACGGCGGCGGGGGCGCGAGCAGCACGAACCAAAACCCGAGCACGAGCGCCGGCGGCGGCGGCGGCGGCGGCAGUGGCCGCGGGAUACCCAUGGGCCUGGUGGUGGGCGUGAUCUUGGUCGCGGCGGUCGGGGUGGCGGUCGCUGCGAUUGUUGCGGCCAUGAGGGUGGUGCGGAAGCGGAGGAGGGAGCAGGGCCUGCCUGCCAGUGCGCAACAGGCGGCGGCCAUGAGGGCGGCAGAUGUCGAGAGGAGAAGCCAGAGGACGGCGCAGCAGAGGAUGGCGCAGCAGCAGCAACAGCAGCAGCAAACAGGAGUGGAAAUGUUUCCACCACAUGGCAUCCCACCGGACCAUCGGCAGAGGAAACUGUCGGUGCAGCAUCAUGGAACGGCUACGAGUUCUCGGGUCGAAUUACAAGGUAAUAUAAUAUAG